Ooceraea biroi (clonal raider ant) is the source of this 1412-nucleotide messenger RNA. RefSeq names its product cilia- and flagella-associated protein 299. NCBI's taxonomy places the organism in Eukaryota, Metazoa, Arthropoda, Insecta, Hymenoptera, Formicidae. The record is from RefSeq and is a predicted model, not a curated record.
CUUUUUCAUUUCUAAAUCUAAAGGAUUUUCAAUCGUCGAGACCUCUUCGCAAUAUUCCAAAUCCACUCUUAAAAACGCCGUAUUAAAUCCGCAUAGCGUGCGCCUGUGUUGUACUAGUGGUAAGUAAAUGAAACACAUUGUACCGCGCCUCGAUAAAUCUCGCGAGACUGCCAAUAAAGCAUCAACAGAGCACAAUACCCCGCGCUAGCAUUACGAAUGUAAAAAAUGUCGAUAUCCUUUCGGUUCCUCGAUAUUCUCUCGAUAUAUAUUCGCCGCGUCUCGAUUGUUCAAAAUACCGUGGGAUGCCCACGUCAAUGACAUUGGAACAUUAGUGACGACGUUAAAAUUAUCAGUUAUAGAAUCGAAUCCGUGCUUUCUCUCUGAACAUGACCGUCCUCGGGUCGCAGACCGACAGUGACAGACGGCUGCUAGACUUUCAAAACUACGAUGAGUAUCUGGAUUCCCUGGUGAGUCCCUUGGACAUUUGUUAUCUCAAGAGCAGCAAGACCGCGCGUCAACUGGCCGAGCUCGGCUACCGCUGCACCGGCGAAACUCUGGGCAAGGAGAGCUUCUACCGUCGCUUGCGGAUCGAGGACAUACUGUUCCCCGUUCAUCGGACCUACGUGCUCACGUCAGAAUUUGUGACACCACGCGGCAGGUUAAUGGAAGAGCUCGCCCUGCGGGAACGCGCCAACCGAUUGGGAAUCCUGUUGACUAUCGCGUAUCGCCGCUUCGCGAGGUUGCAGUUCGAGGAAUCGGCCUACAUUGACUUCGCUGACCGACUCACGUCGGAAAACUGGUUGCCGUAUUAUCGAGGAGACAGGAAACUCUCACCGCUCAGGAGAGAUCUCGCAUACUACCACUGGAGAAUGGGACAAACGUGCCUGAACGAAACCCGCAAUUACGUACCGAUCAUAGAUCCCGAGCGCGGCCUGUUAUUCAAGAACGUUCAUGACAGACAGCUGAUCACUGUCGAUCCGACUGCCACUUCGCCCGGCGUGCACACCACGCGAGUACGGAUACGUUGUCCAUUUUAUGAACACGUUAUACUGUACGAUCAUGUCGUCAGAAGCAAAAUUCUCCAUGGGAAUUCGAAGCAUCAAUAGCAACUCGACUUUGUCACGGUGAUUAAAUUAUUAGAUACGUAGUUUAUUCUUAUCAUCCUUCAAAGGAAUGGAAAUGAUAAUAAUCGAAAUAUUUUAAGAUAUAAAAUUAAUGAAUCAUUACGUAACUUUAAAUCUAUUUGGAAUAAAGCAUUUAAAUCAGUGUCGCGAUAGAUCGCCAAUCUUUUGACGCGAAUGAUAGAGACAGAAAUGCGGAAAUAAGAAUAAAUUAUAAAAUCGUUCUCUCAAGGAGCGAGAUUAAUUUCGAUUGUAUCCUGACAGUUAAAUAUAGAAGAAAGAUUUAAGAUU